GAGAUAGAGGGAGACACAAUCUGAGCCAGGCUCCGAGCCUGAUGCGGGGCUCGAACUCACAAGCUGUGACCUAAGCUGAAGUCAGAUGCUUAACCGACUGAGCCACCCAGGUGCCCCGAAAGUAGUAAAGCUUCUGAGUGCCAUUAUCCUUUUAUUUCAGAAGCUUUAAGUCAGCUUAGGAAAUUUUGAGAGAAGCAGAAAUUACUCAGUUUCAUUUAGAGACAGAGAACACGCUGGUACAGAAGGUAGCAGCUGGCCCAGGGUCACCCACAGGUUCACGGGCACACAGGCCCUCCUCAAACGGCAGACCGGCUGCAGGCCUGGUGGUGGCCCCGUGCCCCACGAGGAGCCUGCCCACACCUUGUCGGGUCAGACGCUCCCCUUCCCGGUGGGUCUGAUGCAUAGACCCACCCCGCAUGCCCUCGUUGCCCCGGGAGGGGGUGGGGCGCUGGGGCCCGGCAGGUGCCGCCUCAGGCCCUGGGGUUGAGUGUCUCUGGCUCCCUGCCCUCCUGCUUCUCCACGUGUGUGCAGGGAGGUCGGCGCCGCCCGGUGUUUCCCAGAUGGCGUGUUUGGGUCUGGGCCCUGGACCCUGGAGGCUGCGGGUCUGGGCGGGCCUGAGCCCAGGGUCGGUGGCCGGAGUCCCAGGGCUCCCAGGUGGAGGCCUUGUGCGUUCUCCUCCUGCUGCCAGAGAGCUCCUUGGUAUGCGGGCCGCUUCCCGCGCAGCCUCCGGCGGACGGCAGGAUAUUUGCAGCGCCUUGGGACUCUGGGGACUCAGCCGGGUGCCCCUUCCCUCCCAGGCGCCCUGCCCUCCGGGCCCUGCGGUGGCGGCUGGUGCGAGCUCUUCAUGCUCCCCGUUUGGGUGCCUCUCCGUCCUGCUUCCUCCAUCCGCUUCUGAGUCGUUAGAGGUGGCACUUUUCCUGGGCGACCUUCUGAGAUGAGAGAGAGUUGGGGAUGUGAGUCCUUGCAGACUGGACUCGCAGUUGCUGAGCGCUUGGGGCCGGCCGCAGGGUGUUUUCUGUAACCACGCAGAGGUGCCUGUGCUGUGAUUAUUUGUCAAGAGAGCCCGAAGGAGUCAGGACGUGGAAGGGCGCACGGGUGGGCACUGGACAAGGCCCUCGCCUGAAGCCAGGGGGACGUUUCUGAGUCAUGUCGCCCCGUGCGGUUCGGUAAUUCCGCUCAGCUUGUCACAGACUACCUUUCCGUUUUUGCUCUUGGUCGUACGUGGGCAACUUUGGAAGUGGAAGUUUACAGGCCUUUCCAUGGGGAUGUGUUGGUUUUCCAUCGCCUGUGGCGAUACAGAAACACGUUUCUGUAUCGUUUCGUUGUUUUUGUUUCGUUUUGUGUGAAGGCUUUUUUUCCUCCAACCUCAGAGUAGCUUGAAGAACUUUUCAGAGCUCCUUAGCAGACACUGUGCACUGGGGCAGUAACCACACAUCUGUGUGGCCCACUGGGAGGCCGAACAAAGUGAUUUUUAAUACUGAGUAGGCUCGGCUUUCUCAUUUUCUUUUCUUGUUUUGGCAGAAUGAGACCAGAACAAGGAGUGAAAACGUGACACUGUCUUUGGGCGCCCCUUUGAAUUAAAGUUGGCGGAGCAUUCAACUCUUCAUCUUGGGGUCGUGAGUUCGAGCCCCAUGUUGGGUGUAGAGGCUACUUAAAUGAGUAAAUACACUUAAGAAAAAGAGAGAGAGAAAAGUUGGUUUGACUCUUGCCCGCUGAACUUGGUUGGGCAACGUAGUGAACAUCUGAGGAGUGGAUAGGUGGUCUUCUGAACCUGUUGGCAUCUCCUCUGCUCUGGCUUCCGGACUGCUGGUGCUGCUUUGCUGUCUUCGGCACGGUGGAGACCCAGCUGGCCUUGCUGAUGGGGCAGAGGGCGGCUGGCAAGGUUGCCCGCAGUACUACAGAGUUCUCCCGAUGGAGAGAGCCACGAGUAUUUCCAAGAGUCCGUAGAGGAGCAACAGCAAGGCUUCCAGAUGAACAACCGAAAGGAAGACAUGGAGAUUGCGUCCCACUACCGGCACCUGCUGCGGGAACUGAACGAGCAGCGGCAGCACGGCGUCCUGUGCGACGUGUGCGUCGUGGUGGAGGGCAAGGUCUUCAAGGCGCACAAGAACGUCCUGCUCGGCAGCAGCCGCUACUUUAAGACGCUGUACUGCCAGGUGCAGAAGACGUCCGAGCAGGCCACGGUCACGCACCUGGACAUCGUCACGGCGCAGGGCUUCAAGGCCAUCAUCGACUUCAUGUACUCUGCCCACCUGGCCCUCACCAGCAGGAACGUCAUCGAGGUGAUGUCCGCCGCCAGCUUCCUGCAGAUGACGGACAUCGUGCAGGCCUGCCACGACUUCAUCAAGGCCGCGCUGGACAUCAGCAUCAAGCCCGACGCCUCGGACGAGCUCUCCGAGUUCGAGAUCAGUGCCCCUCCUGGCAGCAGCACGGACGCCCUCAUCUCGGCCGUGAUGGCGGGAAGGAGCAUCUCCCCGUGGCUGGCCCGGCGCACCAGCCCCGCCAAUUCUUCCGGAGACUCGGCCAUCGCCAGCUGCCACGAAGGGGGCAGCAGCUACGGGAAGGAGGACCAGGAGCCCAAGGCUGACGGCCCCGACGACAUUUCUUCGCAGCCGCUGUGGCCCGGGGACGUGGGCUACGGGUCUCUGCGCGUCAAGGAAGAGCAGAUCUCCCCGUCUCAUUACGGAGGGAGUGAGCUCCCUUCCUCCAGGGAUGCGGUGAUACAGAACUCUUUCUCGGAGCAGGCUGGCGGGGACGGCUGGCAGCCCACGGGUCGCAGGAAGAACCGGAAAAACAAAGAGACGGUCCGGCACAUCACACAGCAGGCGGAGGGCGAUAGCCGGGCCGGCUCCCCGGUGGCCCCUUUCCUUCCGACGUCCGGGUGGCCAUUCGGCGGCCGCGACUCAGGCGCGGACCUGACUGUCGCUGAAGCCAGCAGCUCUGACAGCCGCGGGGAGAGGGCUGAGCUGUACGGCCACGUGGACGAGGGUCUCCUGGGAGGAGAGGCCAGCUACCUGGGCCCGCCCCUCACCCCCGAGAAGGACGAGGCCCUGCAGCAGGCCGCCGCGGUGGCCAACCUGCGGGCGGCACUCAUGAGUAAGAACAGCCUGCUGUCCCUCAAGGCGGACGUGCUCGGGGACGACAGCUCCCUGCUGCUGGAGUACCUGCCCAAGGGCACCCACUCUCUGUCCCUCAACGAGUUCACGGUGAUCAGGAAGAAGUUCAAGUGCCCGUACUGCAGCUUCUCGGCCAUGCACCAGUGCAUCCUCAAGCGGCACAUGCGCUCCCACACGGGCGAGCGGCCCUACCCCUGCGAGAUCUGCGGCAAGAAGUUCACGCGGCGCGAGCACAUGAAGCGGCACACGCUGGUCCACAGCAAGGACAAGAAGUACGUGUGCAAGUUGUGCAGUCGGGUGUUCAUGUCAGCCGCCAGCGUGGGCAUCAAGCACGGCUCCCGGCGCCACGGUGUCUGUGCCGACUGCGCAGGCCGCGGUGUGGCCGGUCCCCUGGAUGGCGGUGGCACUGAGGGCUCCCCCGAGCUGUUCCCUGGCGACGGGCCCUACCUGGAAGAUCCCGACGACCCGCGGGGGGAGGGCGAGGAGGAGCUGUGUGAGGACGAGGACGAGGUGGGCCUGGCCCACGAGGACGCGCUGCUGGCGGCCGAGAAGGGGGACGAGGACUCUCCGCGGGGUCCUGGCAGCCCCCCAGGGGCACCGGACAAGGACUUCUGGAUCUCCUAGGCGCCGGGCCGGGGUGGCGCGGCACCACCCUCUCCUGUGUGUGCGCGUGUGUGUGUGCGUGUGCGUGUGUGUGUGUGUGUGUGUGUGUGUCUGUCCUGCCUGCGGCCAGGCCAUGGUGACCCCCUUCCUCCCCCAUUAUUCUGUUCCCGCCCCCCAGACACACACACACACACACACCACCCUGAGGCUCACAGGCAGGCAUGACCCCAGGAAGUAAGGGCUCUGGAACCGAACAGCAUGUUGGGGGACACGGGGUGGGGUUGAGCCCAGGAGAGCACACAGUCCGACACGUCUGUGGGGCAAAUAGAGGAUCCCCAGCAGGUACAUGUAGAUAGGGCGUCGAGGGAGCCCGUGUGGCCAGUCUGGCCUCGGGAUACACCGUAGCCCGACGGCCAGGUCGAGGUCAGCACUGGUCCCGGUUGUGAGCGUGGUCCCCGAGGCCACAGGCCCAAGAGACGUUAAGGGAGGUUUUGCACACGCCCGAUGUCCAGCGUGGAGUCUCCCCCUGCCCCCUGCUCUGCUCCCCUCUUCUCAGCAGCCCGGUCACUGCCUGCGGCCACCGCCGCAGUCUCUUGCCGCCGUUGUGGCCGCCGGCGGAGCCCAGGUCGGGUGUACAGAAAGCCCGUGGCCCUCCCGCCUCUGGGCUUUGGUGCUUAACAUAAAACAGCUGCAGAAGCCCCCCACUGGGGCCGGGGACCCCCAGGUGCUAUCUUCCGGCAGAGGCAGCCAGGUGGGGACCGAUGGGCCACCGAUGUGCCACGCUCCUCUGGUGCAGGGCUCAGCGCUCCCCGCGCCUGGCCGCUCGGGUCCUUUUGGGGGGCCUGGGCUCUUUGUUCCGCGUGCACUUCCUUGGGGAGCCCGGGGGCGGCCUCAUCCCCUGGGCUCCGCCGUCCUCCCUGCCUGGGCCAGUCCUCCUGACCCUCCCGAGUGCCCUUGCCUUGUUGCUGCUAACACUGGAGGCGGUGUUCCUGGCUGCCGUGUGCUGCUCGCACGUCCCCGCGUGGGUAACCAAACUUUUCAAGUAGUCAGAGCCGUCCUGAGGUAGUUACGUCAAAAUACUUGGUUUGGCAUUAUUUUCUCACCUGACGAAACAGAGUUGUCUUUCUCGUCCUCUCGUCGUCUCUUUAGAUGCGCUCCCGCCUCUUUAUUAAUUUUCUGGGUGGAAAGCCAGGCCUGGCUGUGAGGAGCCUCCCCCGGGCCGCAGGACGCACACCGGUCUGUCUUCUCCCUCGUUAAAGCUGUUCCUGACGACACUUCACCACUAAGACAUUCCGUCUCGCACCCACGUGGCUCGGGCUUGGGCAAGACUCAGGCCACGCAAAGACUCCCCCGGGUGCUCAGCUGGAGCCCCCGUUGCAGAUGGUGGUUUUAUUUUCUCUUUUCCACAGACUCUAAGCUUUUACCGGGUUUUUCGUUGUGUCGCAUAUGUUCUUUCUAGGUGGAAAAAGGAAAAUGCCACAAGACCCUAACUUCGGUUCCGAUGGUGGCCGGGAGCACGUUGGGGGCCCAGGCUGCUGUUGGGGGUGCUGGGGACCAGGGCUGGCAGGAAGCCCUGCGGGGGGAGGGGGGGGCACAACUUCUGCGUUUGUCUUAAAUACAGUCAGCCGAGUAUCCAUCAGUUAGAGGGCCUGCACAGAGCUGUCAUCCGGCCUCCUGCACUCCUGUCCCGCGUGGUGACCGCGCGGUGACCGAGCCCGCUCUGGCUGCCCUGCUUGCCCAUCCGCCCACGGUGGGCAAGGCCAGCGCAGGGGCUCUGGGCCACGCUUCCCUUCCUGCCUCUCACCGGUGAGGCCCGGGCUGCAGCCCUCGCGGAGCCCUCAGAACCAACCGCGUACCUCCCCGACUUUAUGAACCCUUUUCUACACAGACUGAUUUUCUUACAAAUGUAUUUGGAAACCAGACCUUUGCUACCAACAGUGUCUCUGGGUUUCUUACCAGCCCCCACCCCCCCCUUCCCGCUCGGGCCGUCCUGCCCGCACCCCGGGCCACCUGUGCCUCCGCACUCAGGACACCUCGCUCUUUCUGACCCGCUCGCUCCCUGCUCUGGACCGCCCUUGCUGGCCUUUCGGGGGGCUCGCUGUCAGUGCCACGGGGCAUCUUCUUCCUUAAAACCAAUACUGUACCGGACGACCGAGGGCCCCGCUCUGCCCGAGCUCCCCAGGCGUUUGCUGCGUGGCAACCUCAGCUCUACGCGGUUGUCCGCCGUCGGGGAUGAACCCGUCACCUCUCAGGAGGCGUGGAGGGAAGAGACGUGUAAUGAAGGGUUUUUUUACGUGACUGAUUUUUUUUUAAAUCGAUGUUUAAACUAAUAAAUAUUUUUUUAUGAAGAGGAAAAAAUGUGUAGAUUACAUUUCACGUUUUGUACUUUUCUGUUUGUGUCUUGUGUGUAUUUUGGUGUUUGCAACACCAAAGUGGAAAAUGCAGUCCGUUGAGUGGGGAGUUCUUUGGGGUGGGGGUGGGCAGGGAACCCGUAUGACUUUUGUAUCCAGCUCUGGAUCCUGACCAGGUUGUACAUUUGGACUCUGGGUUGUGGGGAACAGUCAGAACACUGCCAGGACUCAAUAGGGACCUCGACUCGAGAGACACAGCUGCUGCUUCCAACUUUGCACAUCUUCCUUUUUAAAAAAGAAAACUCUGAGAAAAUGCAAAAACUGGAACUUUUUGCAAUAUUAUGAAAGAUAAUCUUAUUUUCGCUCAUCCUGUGACGUGUGCGACGCGUAAGAAAGCCAUACUUCACGGUUGUUUUUAUCUUUUAGCUUCUAUAUUGUGUUUUGUACGUGGCCCUUUCAGAACUACUUGUAGUGAGGGUGCUGCUGUGUGUGCUUUUCUUAAAUAUUUAUUUUUUCAACAUGCUUUCAACCUGUCAACAAAAACAAAACAGACAAAAAAGGGCAGUGUUUGAAAAACUGUUGUGGUUUUUUUUCCCCCUUGGGGAUGAUCUAUAUUCUACCCACUCUAUAUUAAUCAUCAUAAACCUGUGUUUGUAUCGGAGACGUGUUUCAUACUCGGGGGGCAGAGACUUCGGUAACGGGUCCAGCUGCUACCGUCUGCGGCCACAGGGCAGGCGGACAGCGCACCCUCUCUAGCGGUCUUGCGAUUCUUGUCCGCCUCGGCGAGCUCCGGGCCUGCCCGUGGGUUCCUUUCUGUGACGGGGUUAGCUUAGACAUUCUUGCAAAGCUUCCACUUUCAAUAAACUGGGAAAUUGCUGCUCGA
This is a messenger RNA of Felis catus (domestic cat), 6953 nucleotides long. It is a transcript of the gene ZBTB46, whose product is annotated as zinc finger and BTB domain containing 46. The record is from RefSeq and is a predicted model, not a curated record. Gene Ontology annotation, biological process: regulation of transcription by RNA polymerase II. The transcript is spliced from 5 exons. The coding region runs from base 1971 to 3740 and encodes 589 amino acids. Gene Ontology annotation, molecular function: RNA polymerase II cis-regulatory region sequence-specific DNA binding; DNA-binding transcription factor activity, RNA polymerase II-specific; protein binding. Lineage: Eukaryota; Metazoa; Chordata; Mammalia; Carnivora; Felidae.